AGUAGUUCUUUGCAUCAACCUCCUACCAAACAUUUUGCACAAAGAUGAGUUGGGAGGGACUAUUUAGUGUAUUCUAUUUAUUGCACCGUGCACUAUCAUAGAUUCAUAGCUAGGUCAAACCUAUUUUAACACCACUACUAGCUAGCUAGUGACAUUUGUGACUAGGUUAAACUUAUAAGGAUACGACUUACUCCGUAUUUAUUAGGAGUAUUCACUAUUGUAUAUUACAUAUAUACACCCCGCAUAUACAGUAAGUAAUUCACUCGAUCGCUCUCAUGUUUAAGUAACGGCCUUCCGAUAUCUCUUGCAUUCACCUAGCUACCUACACGACUCAGUAAAUCAUGCAUCAAACACAGAGAGAAACAGAUGGUUUCGCUACUGAAAUCCCAUCAAAGAACUAUAAGGAAGAAGAAGAUGAAGAUGAAGAUGAAGAUGAAGAAGACGAUGAUGUCGUUGCGGAAUCACAAGUUCUUGAUUCUUCAUAUGAUUACAAAGGAAGGAUUCCUCUUCGAUCCUCCACUGGCUCAUGGAAAGCCUCUUGCUUCAUCAUAGCAAUUGAGUUUAGUGAGAGAUUGAGCUACUUUGGAAUAGCAACAAAUAUGAUAACAUACAUGACAAAAGUGAUGCACCAAGACCUGAAAACGGCGGCAAAUAGUGUGAAUAUAUGGACUGGAGUUACAACAGUGAUGCCUCUUCUUGGUGGGUUUCUUGCCGAUGCUUACACUGGUCGCUAUUUCAUGAUUCUCUUCUCUGCUGUUCUCUAUGUCCUGGGCUUAGCUCUAUUUACCAUGACACAAUAUAUUCCAAGCCUUAAACCCUGCAGCACAACCCCAAAUUCGUGUGAACAUGUUAGCAAAGUCCAUGAGGUUGUCUUCUUUAUAGCGGCCUACCUCGUGGCCCUUGCAACAGGGGGUCAUAAACCAUGCUUGGAGAGCUUUGGGGCAGACCAAUUCGAUGACAACCAUUCUGAAGAAAGGAAACAAAAGAUGUCUUUCUUCAACUGGUGGAACAUUGCACUUUGUAGUGGCCUCUUCUUUGGAGUAACUUUGAUAGUCUAUCUGCAAGACUAUGUUAGUUGGGGCGUUGGUUUUUGUAUACUAACAGUAACUAUGGGUGCCACUGUCCUGAUAUUUGUUCUUGGAAGGCCAGUUUACCGUUACAGAAUAGCCCGUGGAAGCCCCUUAACCCCAUUGUUGCGCGUCUUUGUUGCUGCUGUGGCUAAGAGAAAUCUCCAUUGUCCAUCAGAUUCUUCCUUAUUGUACGAGGUUCCUAACUCGGAGAAGCUCCAAGGACGGCUUUUAGGCCACACUAAUAGACUCAGAUUUCUUGACAAAGCUGCUAUAAUGGAGGAAAGUGAAUAUAAUAAUGGAGCAUGGAAGGAAAACCAAAGUCAAUGGAGGCUAGCAACGUUAACACAAGUAGAGGAACUGAAGCUGAUAAUAACCAUGAUUCCCAUAUGGCUAACAUGCUUGGUAUUUGGGUUAGGCAUUGCACAAGGGUCAACAUUUUUCAUCAAGCAAGGAGGCGAAAUGGAUAGGAAAAUAUUCAAACACUUUGAAAUCCCAGCAGCUUCUGUUUACACAUUAACGUCCGUUGGGAUGAUUGCCUCAGUAGCCUUAUACGACAAAGUCCUCCUUCCAUACUUAAGGAAAGUUACAGGAAACGAAAGAGGCAUUAAUAUCCUUACAAGAAUAAGUAUUGGCAUGGUUAUCUUAAUCAUAUCAAUGAUAAUCUCGGCUUUAGUGGAGAGGAAGAGGUUAAACAUGUCAUUACAAGGGAAAAUAAUAAGUGUGUUUUGGUUAGUGCCUCAAUUCUUGUUGAUUGGUAUUGGGGAUGGGUUUUCCUUAGUUGGAAUGCAAGAGUAUUUCUAUGAACAAGUUCCUGACUCGAUGAGGAGUUUAGGGUUGGCGUUUUACCUAAGUGUUAUCGGUGUUGGGAGCUUCCUUAGUACGUUGUUAAUUACUAUUGUGGACUGCGUUACAGGGAUGAAAGGCGGUGAGAGAUGGAUAGGAAAGGAUUUGAACCAUAGCCGACUUGAUUAUUUUUACUGGCUGUUGGUGAUCAUAAUUGUGUUGAAUAUGUGUGUUUUUGUGUUCUUGGCUAAGAAUUACAGGUACAAAAAUGUACACAGAAGUGUGGCUGUAGGCGAUUCUAGUAAUGGUGAGAAUAGAGUGGAGUUGGCUAGUGUUUAAACAGAAAUUAAUGUAGUGAAUAUUUAGACUCUCUAUAUUGCUAUUCGAGUUUAGCAGUUUGGUUUAUGCUUCUA
Messenger RNA from Spinacia oleracea (spinach), 2266 nucleotides. Its product is annotated as protein NRT1/ PTR FAMILY 5.6. The transcript has 4 exons. The record is from RefSeq and is a predicted model, not a curated record. Lineage: Eukaryota; Viridiplantae; Streptophyta; Magnoliopsida; Caryophyllales; Amaranthaceae. Bases 342 to 2192 code for a protein of 616 amino acids. Gene Ontology annotation, cellular component: membrane. Gene Ontology annotation, biological process: transmembrane transport. Gene Ontology annotation, molecular function: transmembrane transporter activity.